Molecule: messenger RNA, 3475 nt
Organism: Apodemus sylvaticus (European woodmouse)
Lineage: Eukaryota; Metazoa; Chordata; Mammalia; Rodentia; Muridae
Gene: Cbx7
Product: chromobox 7
Biological process (GO): negative regulation of transcription by RNA polymerase II
Cellular component (GO): PRC1 complex
Source: RefSeq, a predicted model, not a curated record
GGCGCUCUCCGAGGCACGCGCGCGCGCACCCGCUCUCUGGCGCUGGGGAAAACGUUGCGCAGGUUCAAAAAUGGAACGUCGGCGGCGUGAGGGAGCACUAGGGGGUGUGCGCGCGUGCGCGUGCGCGCCCGGACGAGCCUGACGGGGUCCCCCGCCGUCCCGAGCAUCGCGCGCAGCAGCCGCGGCCCCGCAGCUCCACCCCCGGCCCGGUCCGGCCCGGCUCCGGGCCCACUCGCCCGCCGCCCCGCAUGGAGCUGUCAGCCAUAGGCGAGCAGGUGUUUGCGGUGGAGAGCAUCCGGAAGAAGCGCGUGCGGAAGGGCAAAGUUGAAUAUCUGGUGAAGUGGAAAGGAUGGCCCCCCAAGUACAGCACAUGGGAGCCAGAGGAGCACAUCCUGGACCCCCGCCUGGUCAUGGCCUACGAGGAGAAGGAGGAGAGAGACCGAGCAUCAGGGUAUAGGAAGAGAGGUCCGAAACCCAAGCGGCUUCUGCAGCAGCUGUACAGCAUGGAUUUGCGGAGCUCCCACAAAGCCAAGGAAGGCAGUGGGAGCCCUGAGGGGGUGGUCAAGGCGGGGGCAGCUGAGCUGGUGGAGAAGGGGCCCUUGGUGCCCACCCUGCCCUUCCCACUCUGCAAGCCACGUAAAGCCCACAAGUACCUGCGACUCUCACGCAAGAAGUUCCCGCCACGUGGGCCCCACCUGGAGAGUCACAGCCAUCGACAGGAGCUUUCCCCGCAGGAGUCAGCAGCCCCAGAUGUCCUGCAGGCCGCUGGAGACUGGGAGCCUGUGGAGCAGCCCCCCGAGGAGGAGGCAGAAGCAGACCUAGCUAAUGGUCCGCCUCCUUGGACACCCACGCUCCCUUCAAGUGAAGUUACUGUGACCGACAUCACCGCCAACUCCGUCACUGUCACCUUCCGCGAGGCUCAAGCCGCUGAGGGCUUCUUCCGAGACCGCAGUGGGAAGCUGUGAAUAGCGGCUUCCCUCUUAAACUGUGUUUCUUGGGGCUUGGGUGAGGAAUUCCAGAGACAGGAGGGGCUGGGAGCAGGGUAAAUAUUUUACCUUUUAAAAGAGCAGAAGCAUGGGGAAGACCCCGCCACCCCACCCUUGCUCCAUGAGGGUGGUGUACAAAGAGGCCUCUGGGACAGGGUGGGAAGGCCAGUGUUCGGGCCUCACCUCCAGGGCAGGUGGGAACAGGCUACCCUGCCCAGUACGCCCCUGUCAUUAUCUUUCAGAGGCUGAUCCGUGGAGUCGCAGGAGCCCAGGAGGUCCAGACCUUGCCUCAAGUAGUCACCCCAGCUUUCGGGUGGCGUCCCUCCCUGUUCCUUGACGUGGGUCUUUAUUAUGAACUUUCCACUCCAGCUUUUGGUGGGACAUGGAGGCUGGCCUUGGCCACCAGGGACAAGAUCAGGACAACGGGCAUGGGCUGGGCCAGGGAAGAGGCUGCCCACCAGGCCUCCUCUGAGCACACUGCCUCCCUGUCAUUGGCCCGUGAACACAUCCGGCUACCCCAACGUGCACACGCCGAGUGUGUGUUCACACUGGCACCGUGUCUCUAGACCUGUCCACACGGACCUUGCAUACCUUUAGAACCUAACCAUGAACAUGGCGUCAUUCACAGCACAAAUGAACUUGCUGCGGCACCCUUUCCACCUUGCACACAUGUCAUGUGACAGGAUCGACAGGAUCGGUCCCUGUUGGUUCGCAGCUGUCAUCUCUGAGCCACACAUAGCACCAGGCUUUGGUGUGCAAGGUGUAGAUGCUUCCACACAGGCUCACAGACAUCUGGCCCACCCUCCCUCCCGCAGGAGUUCACGUUCUUUCUGACUCAGGUGACUUCCCAGCCCCACCCCUCCUUCUCUAUCCUCUCCUGCAGCUCAGCCGAUCUGGGCACCCAUGGGUGCCAGUGGUGUGUGGGCAGUCCCACCACUUUCUCAGGGCAGUCCUUGUCUUCUGUGUCCCCUCCCCACCCCAUACCUUGUGGGGAUCGAACUAUGAUACAUGAGUCAGGUUGCACACAGGCGUGGUCCUGGUAGGGGGGGCGCUCUACUAGUUUGCACAGGCACCCUAUAGGAGGACACCCUCCUCCCUGAGAAGGGACCUUCCUUUGUCAAGGGCACAGCGCUCUCACCCCCUGCUACCAUACGAACCGAUGUGGCUGGGCCCUGGUGGCUACCAAGUCUCCUGUGUCUUUAGGAGGCCAGCAGAGUCAGUAUGAACAAGGGCAGGAUGACUUCUAGACACUCCCAUUCCCAAACCAAAGAUCCUGCACCUUGUGUCUGUCUGAGAUUCGCUCCUCUACCUUCUCUAGUCCCUGGGCUCUCCCUUAGUUCCCAGUUAUCCAGGGUUAACUCAGUGCUUCCAUUGGAGCAGUCUUCUGUGGGGGACCUGCCUGGGACCUGACUCUAGAAGAUGUGUGGGUGGGCCAGGGAGAGGAGGGACAGGAGCCUCAGUCAGUGGGCUGCAGGGGCCUGAGGUGGGGAGACUUGGUGUUCUUGAAGCCCAGCUCCUGGAGAGGGAGGGUGAGGGUGGAUGACUGAAGCUUUUCUUUGCUGCUGGGUUUGAUGGCCCACAGUACUGGAGACAGAGUCCGCUGAUGUCGUGCUCCCCACUCCUAGGGCUGUGAGAGCCCAGGAGCCUGCAGUUUGCAUCAGGAGGCUCCAGGGGGCUUUCCAGGCAGCUGUCUUCUGCCUUCAGCAGUAGGCGAUGUCCUUUUCUCUCACGGGACCCUUGAUGAAACCCACCAGUUCCUGGAGAUUGUGGCCUAGGCUGGGUAUCCCUCAGGGGGAUCCCUCAGUUCUGGACUGCUGGGAACUGGCCACCUAGGGAGAGUGGCUGAAGGCUUCAAGUGGCUGCAGGGCUUCCCCCAGCCUGAAGCCACCCAAGUGGACAGUAGAACCCAUACACUAACCCCAUACAGGGCCAGUACUCAAGCAAGGAGUGGUGGCCAGCUGCCUGUCUUUCCCCUGGCCCCACCCAUUUGAAUGUAGAGAUUGGGUUGUACUUUCCCUCACUGAGUUGGGGUGAAGAUGUGCCCCAGCCUCUGGUGUGGACGCUUGCUGUGCCACAGUUGAGCCCGUGUGGGCUGUGUGGUUCUCGGCUGGUAAGAUGGUGAUCUCAUUGCCAAGUUCCUUCCACCUCCUGCCUACUGAGGAAGGAGCUCAGUGUCGGCGGCGAGGUGGUAUUGAUUUUGCUUUAUAAAUGGCGGACCAGACCUGGCCGCCAGGUCUCAGCACAAGACCGCUUCCUUUGCACAGAAUGAGCUGCGAGCUUUGUUCAGACUACCUGAAUGUAUUGGGAGGAGUUGGGCAUAGGCCUCCCCUGGGGCGUGUGUGCUGGGAAGAGUCAGCAGGUGUAGACUGCAGUUUUAUUUUUGUACUGAUAUUGGUAAGACUGUAUAGCAUCUAUUUAUUUAGAUGAUUUAUCUGGUAGAUGAGGCAAAAAUUAUUAAAAAAAAUACAUUAAAAUGACUUUGAAAACUU